This is a messenger RNA of Manihot esculenta (cassava), 1115 nucleotides long. RefSeq names its product probable 2-oxoglutarate-dependent dioxygenase AOP1. The record is from RefSeq and is a predicted model, not a curated record. Bases 87 to 1055 code for a protein of 322 amino acids. Lineage: Eukaryota; Viridiplantae; Streptophyta; Magnoliopsida; Malpighiales; Euphorbiaceae. Gene Ontology annotation, molecular function: dioxygenase activity. The transcript has 3 exons.
CUACUCUAUAUAAAUUGGAUAGGAAUCACAAGAUGAAGCAAACCUAAUCAUACACUUUUAAGCCAUCUCCAAGCCAAUCAAGAAAAAUGGGCUCAGACAGCACUCUUAAUGUCCCAGAAAUUGAUUUAUCAAACCUGAAGCCAGGCACUACAGAGUGGGAAUCUGCAAGAUCACAACUCUGGAAAGCUGUAGAAGAGUAUGGUUGCUUCAGAGCUGUGUUCAAGCAAAUUCCUCAGGAGCUUCCAAAUGCUAUUCUGAGUGAGCUCAAAGAGCUUUUUGACCUUCCUAUAGAAACUAAAAUGCGUAACAAUGAAAUUUCUGAACUAGCGUAUGGUGGGUAUGUGGGGAAAACAGCUUUCGGACCACUGUACGAGAGCAUUGGAUUUGAUGAUCCCUUCAAUUUGGAGAAGGUCGAGAAGUUGAUCAAUGCCCUUCUGCCUCCUGGAAAGCCAGAUUUUUGCAAAAAUGUGCAUGGGUUUACAAAGUUGAUGUCGGAACUGGAGAAUGUAAUUGUGAGAAUGAUUAUGGAGAGCUUGGGCGUUGAGAAGUACUAUGAAGAGCAUUUGAACUCUGUGUUUUAUAGUCUUAGGGUUAACAAAUAUGAAGCACCUGAGAACGAUGAGGGAGAAGUUGGACUCAAGAUUCACAAGGAUCAAGAUGUAAUGACCAUAUUAUAUCAAAAUCAAGUUGACGGGUUAGAGGUCGAAACCAGAGAUGGUAAAUGGGUUGAUGCCAUACCCUCACCGGACAACUUCACCGUCGUCAUCGGAGAAUCUCUUCAUGCAUGGACAAAUGGACUAGCAUACUCUCCAUAUCAUCGAGUAACAAUGAGAGGAAAAACAGACAGAUACUCGACAGGAUUGUUCACAGCAUUUAAAGAGGGUUAUCUAGUGAAGGCUCCGGAAAUGCUAGUGGAUGAAGAACACCCUUUGCUCUAUAAGCCUUUUGAUCACUUUGAGUUUCUGAAAAUGAUCCAAAGAGAUGCUGAGAAGUUUUAUGCAGCUACUGCAAAGCCCUAUAUUCCUUUGAUUGCUUAUUAUGGAGUUGAUGUUUGAGAUAUUGCUCAUUACUCUGUGUAAUUGUUGUCCAAUAAAAUAAAAAUUUGUGUAUUUUAA